CUGACUUCCGGGUUACGUCACAACAGCGCGCCAAUUUUUAAAACAGAAGUGUAGCAUUAUAAAAUCACAACAAAUAUUCUGAAACCUCGAGUCAAAGUCAAAGCGAUGGACGAUCUGACACAACAAGGUGUCCUGGGUCAUUUGAUGGCACUAGAGAGGGGAAGUUUGGUACCUAAGGACCCAAAUCAGUCUAAAAAAUUAGAGACGCUCAAAGUCACAGCUGUGACCCACCGUACCAAAAGAGAUCAACUCAAACGUCAGGUAGAGGAAAUCAAGAUCCUAAAAGAUCAAAUCAAAAGCGGUCUGCCUUUGGAUGAUGAUGGAGGUUCUGCAGAGCUACAGAGGUCCCUGUUAACCGCUUGGAGAAUGCAGUUAAAAGACCUUCAGCGUGCCCAUCACUUAAUUGGUGGUUACGAUGUGGUGGAAUGUAAGGAAGGGAGAAGCGUGUGUGUGUGCUUUCACACUGCCUUCGAGGGUGUAUACUUGGACACUUAUAACAUGGAGUUGGAUAUGACACAAACUGUGCAGAUCGCUCGCCAUAACAUUCCCCCUUCAAUCCCACUCGAGAGAUUCGCCAAACAGAACUUGCAGAAAGACUUUAAAGCUUUCCUGCAAACGCUCAGCCAGAACCUCAAUGCUUUAGCUGCUCGCAGACAACAGAUCUCGCUCAUCAAGGAGCUUGUUGGUUCUGUGGAAGUGAUGGAGAGCAAUCUGUUGUGCAAUACUCUAGUUCUAAUGUGUAAAGCUCAAGGCGAGACGUCCGGGGUGGUUCUAUGCACACUGCAGUACAGAGAUCUCACACACUAUCUCCCGAGACAUGUGUGCAUUGAGAGCGAAGAUAAAACACUUUCAGAAUCUGAACAGUGGAAGAAGAACCAGAUGCUGUUCUUGGAGUCUCCAGCUCACACGGCCCUACUGACAAUGAAGAGAAUGGGGAGCAUUGUUUAAGUUAACACCAAGAUGAACCAGAUGUUACAACCAGAUCCUUUUAAAAUAAUUAUAUUGCAAUUCAACAUGCUCUUUUAACAGAGAUGAAAUGAUGAUGCCACAGAGAUCUGUUCUGUUACAUUCAGGUUUAUAUACACAUAGUAUAUGAGGUAGUUUUAGGCAAACAAACUAUUAAUAAAUCAUAUCAUCCUACCGUCAAAUAAAUAGCACGUGUUCUCAAAUAUGUUCAAUAGUGUUGAGAAAACUCUUUAUUUUCUGCCGCAGCUUUUCUCUCUGGAGUUGUUUUAGUCUUUCCUUAUACCAUCUGUAAAUCUCUUCUUGCCGCAUGAGCUCUUUUUGGGAGAUGCUGUCAAUCAACGCCAGGCCUUUCAGUUGCAGAAUUGAAAGCUGACCAUUUUCAGAAGCUUUGAGUUUCUCCGUAAACACUUGGAGAGAUGAGUCGUCCUGCUUGCAUGGAAAUGUUGCUGAUUUGGCAAACCUCAGUUCUUUAUCAUCGUCGAAAUGUUUCGCUGAAGUUACGGUUCUGAAAGUUGGUGCGGAUUUGGAAACACGGCUCUCUCGUGUGUCACUUUUCACCAUCUUGCCCUCCGAUAUGGCUCUCAUUGUGUUAUUUACAGUAGCUUGUGGUUCGCACACUCUCAAAUUCAGCAGUCUUUUGUGUUCCUUUAAUACUAACUCUCGCUCUUGUUCCAGAAGUCUGAGAUUGAGUCUGUAUUUGGCGCUGAUGCUGUGUAGUUUCCACUGCAGUUGGACGUCUUCUCUGUGGUUUAGUAAUCUUACGUCCAUGUAAAGGAAACACUUGGGUCUCUUGAGGCUUGACUGGGUUGUCAUAUUGAGAUUUCAACCUGAAAACGAAUGGAAUGAAACAGCAUCUAUGUUUCCCGUAAGAUUUUGGAUGUACAGACCGAUUUGUUUAUUUUACCGUUGUUUAUAGAUUGUGUAUUUAGAGAAUAAAUAAGUACAUUUACAAUACCUGAAA
Messenger RNA from Triplophysa dalaica, 1927 nucleotides. It is a transcript of the gene cenpo, whose product is annotated as centromere protein O. Gene Ontology annotation, cellular component: kinetochore; Mis6-Sim4 complex. The transcript has 6 exons. Bases 106 to 948 code for a protein of 280 amino acids. The record is from RefSeq and is a predicted model, not a curated record. NCBI's taxonomy places the organism in Eukaryota, Metazoa, Chordata, Actinopteri, Cypriniformes, Nemacheilidae.